ACUUGGACGCCCUGCCUAAACAAUACAGGCAGCAGGACAAAUCCUUGGAAAUAGCGCCGCAUUCCUUGGCUAUAUCAUAGUCGGGCUUUACUGGUCGACUUAAAGAGUUUUUACUGCGUUUCCACGAUGAGCGACGUCGCUACAGGUAAUUUCAAACCUCGCUGAGACGAUGUGAUAGCACAGCCGCACUCUGUUAGCGAACGUUAGCCAGGAGUCCGAUGCUAGCCGAGUUAGCUCACGUACGUGACAACCCGGCAGCUAGUAGAAAAAGUUAUCCGAGAGAAGCCGUUUUGCGAGUGUAACGCAAUGUCGACCAGCUCCUGAACAUUGUCGUUUAUUAGGUGUAUGUGUCAGCGAAGCAGCCGAUCGGCAAAGUCCGAUGUGUUUCUAUCCGUUGGCACCGCUGUGUGGUUGAUACUCAAGCUAGCAAGUUGAGUUAGCUUAGCCGCGACACACACGACAACAUCCACCAAACUGGACAAAACAUUGGAUUUAGUCGGGUUUAAAUCGGGCUCGGCGGGUUCGCUGACCCCCCAGAAAAAGAUGAAGAAGAGGAAGGAGCUGAACGCGUUGAUCGGCCUCGGGGACAGCAAGAGGAAGAAGACCAAAAAGGGCUCCGGUCACCGACUUCUCCGAACCGAGCCGCCGGACUCGGAGUCCGACUCGAGUUCGGACGACGACGACUUCAACAACCUGAACAGCGGAGCCAACUUUGGAAAAAGAAGCUACACGCAGUGCUGCAAUGUGUGCUACCCCUUGUUUCUCUUCAUCAUACUGGCGGCCUGUGUCAUGGCCUGUGCUGGACUCAUAUGGAUGCAGAUUGCUCUGAAGGAAGAUCUGGACUCGCUGAAAGAAAAGCUGCACAGCAUGGAAACCAGCCAGAAGGCAUCUGCAAGCGAACUACCCAAACUAAGUGAGGACCUGAAAAACAAGGAGAGGAAGCUUGACGACAUCGAGAAUGGGGGCAAGGGGUUGAGCAAACUCUGGUCUAACCUGACAGAAAUGAACCGGAAGAUCAGUUUGCUAGACUCUGCUGUAAACCAUUUAAAGGCCAACUUGAAAUCAGCUGCUGAUUUAAUCAGCCUGCCCACAACCGUUGAAGAGCUUCAGAAGAGUGUCGCUACGAUUGGCAGCACACUAACAAGUGUGCAGCAUGAUGUGAAGACUAUGCAGGCUGCUCUUGAAAAUCAGAAGAAAGAUGACGACAUAAAGAAGACAACGGACAUAACGGACCUGAGAAAAGCCAUGAGCGACGUCAACAAGACAGAGGAGCAGCACCACACGUGGACUGAUGAGCAGAUCCACAUCCUGCUCUCUACGGUCGCAGAUCUUCAUCAGAGAGUGGCCUCUUUAGAGAACAGCUCAAAACAAAACGUAAACAGCAAUGAUGCAACAGCUCAACUGGCAAUCAGCAGUGAAAGUCCAACGACUGAGGCGGUGAAAGAAGCUACCACAACCAAAGCAACACCUGGGAGUGUUCAGGAGCUGUCCACUCCACUGACAGAGCCGCAGACAAGCAGACGUCCUCGUUUCUUAACUCCCAACCGCUCCAAGAGACAUGCUGAGACAGAAUGUCCAAAGAAGUUAUCCAUGCCUGGUGUCAGUUCUCUGAAAGACUUGGAGGACAUCUUCCAGCAGGCAGGUAUUGGACGUAAUUCACUCGGAUUGACCUACCAGGACCUGAGGAAAGUAUUUGGGGAAUCAACUCCCAGUAAUCACGCUGUGCUGUGCUUUGACAAUGACGGGGACCAGAGGUACUCCCUGAUGGAACUGAGAGCCGCUCUAGGUUUGUGAGCACAUCAUUGCUGACAGCGGUGAACAGUACUGAAAACCCAGCGGGGUCUGGGAGUUCGGGGUUCCCGACCCUUUUCUGUAAUUGCUGCACUUUUGUGAACUGAAUAUUUAUCAUACUGAUUGUGGAAAAAGUGGCGCUGGCAUGCCCCCUACUCACUCCCCCUGGUCCAUCUCAGCAUAACCUCAGCCACAAAAGCAUCGCUUAAAUUUUAACAGUAUCCAUAUGAGUAGAAUAUCCAGCUCUUAUUUUAUCUGAUUCCUCUGUUUAUAUGAAUAACCCAUGCAAAAAAAAAAGUGUUGUGAAUUACUUUGAAUCCCAUUCUCCACCCCCAGUCCUAAACUUGCUGUGUUUGUGUACCUGUUUUGUUUUUCUUUUGACCACCUGUCUCAUGUUAGUGUACCAUUUUUGUAUAUUUAGCUUCAGUUGAAGCUUUAACUGUUUGUCUGUUGAAGAUGUUCCCACCCAUUAACACACACACUCAAGUGGUACAACUCACCUAAACCUUAUUUAUAGGACUUGAGAUAGAAUUUUAUGAAUGUUUACAAAUGACUACUAGAAACCGUCACUGUCAGGAUUUGGUUUUGUUUUUAGACAGUUUCCUAACUUAUCUGAAACACACAAGUGAGCGUAGGGGUUGAAACUUUUGUAUGCUCUUUUCUAAGCUGAAUCUAACGUUUGGUUUCUCUUUUCGUUCCGUGUCUUUCCUCGUUUAUCUUUAGUAGGCUGCAAUUUGGAAUCCAGUAUUUACUCCAAUCUGUACAUUUAUCUGUAGUUUCUUUUCUCGAUGUUUUGCAGAUUUGAAGGGCUAUGAACACUUUGAAUCACUCAGAAAGAAUUUUGAAGUGGUAACUCGUGAGGCAUAUGUAGCAAUAACAAAAUGAAUUAGAUAUUGCUUGUUUAGGAUUGCAGUGGAGAAAAGGCACACCUAGCUCACAAUAUGUAACAGGUAGUAUAAGAAGCACUGACCACCACUCCUUACUUGAUUCCUUUUAUUCCAUUUAAAUGGCAUAAUAGUGGUGUAUUUACAUAACAAAUUUGUCAUAUUCAGACUUUGUUGUAUUCUGUAAAAAAAAAAAAAAAUUGUUGAAAUGUGUUCUCAACCAAUUAUAUCGUGAAGGGGGUCAGGUUGGUAAAGAUUUGCUUUACGGUCUUAAUCUCAACAUUUUACAUUUUUUAAAAUAAUUCUGUUGUGCUUUGCAUGUUGCUUUACAUGUAACAUGAAAAAAUAAUUAUUUAUAAAUUUAACAUAGUCGACUGUUUGUUUUUUGCAGGACAAUGGUUAGUCGAGCUUGAAACGUAACGGCUUUGGCCACCAUGACGUAGAUUUUGGGUCCAUGCUGCUACUGUAUGCGGGAGAUUUUAUGAAUGUCUUUUCGUUUGAGCACCGAUGAAUAAACACACAGUUAAAGGUC
Molecule: messenger RNA, 3207 nt
Organism: Stegastes partitus (bicolor damselfish)
Lineage: Eukaryota; Metazoa; Chordata; Actinopteri; Pomacentridae
Gene: efcab14
Product: EF-hand calcium binding domain 14
Exons: 9
Coding region: 544-1794 (416 amino acids)
Source: RefSeq, a predicted model, not a curated record